Venustampulla echinocandica is the source of this 516-nucleotide messenger RNA. RefSeq lists its product as uncharacterized. Gene Ontology annotation, cellular component: mitochondrion. NCBI's taxonomy places the organism in Eukaryota, Fungi, Ascomycota, Leotiomycetes, Helotiales, Pleuroascaceae. Bases 1 to 516 code for a protein of 171 amino acids. The transcript has a single exon. The record is from RefSeq and is a predicted model, not a curated record.
AUGGACACUUCCAGCACUGUCUACGUAGGUACUCAUUAUGAGUAUACCGUCCAAAGUGCCCUGGAACGCCUGGGCAUGUCUCUCAAGAGCAUAGGCGGCAGAUCUGACUAUGGCAUCGACCUACUCGGAACAUGGGCUCUCCCUCCAUUAUCUCAACCACUGAAAGUCCUUAUCCAGUGUAAAGCACUAGCUGGGAAGCUCCUGCCCUCGCACGCGCGAGAACUGGAAGGAGCUUUUGUUGGCGCGCCAGCAGGCUGGAGAGGGUCUGGAGUCUUGGGAUUUGUCGUCUCGCAGAAUCCCGCUACUAAAGGGGUCCGCGAAGCUCUUGGGAGGAGUCGGUGGCCAAUGGGAUUUGUGCUUUGUAGACCUGAUGGGAGGAUAUUACAGAUGCUUUGGAACCGGAGGGCCGAGCAGGAGGGCUUGGAGGGGGUUGGCGUAGGGUUGAAGUAUGCCGGUGGUGAUCGCAGUCAACGGGAGGUAAUUCUCACAUGGAAAGAUCAGACUAUCCGGGAAUGA